Messenger RNA from Oreochromis niloticus (Nile tilapia), 3211 nucleotides. Its product is annotated as zinc finger protein 862. Gene Ontology annotation, molecular function: protein dimerization activity. The transcript is spliced from 9 exons. The record is from RefSeq and is a predicted model, not a curated record. NCBI's taxonomy places the organism in Eukaryota, Metazoa, Chordata, Actinopteri, Cichliformes, Cichlidae. Bases 691 to 2994 code for a protein of 767 amino acids.
UUAGUGAAACUGUUGGGAAGACAACGUUGGAGAAACGUGAACAUUUUAUUUUCUCCACCAUAGAUCAUUUAUUUAACCCUGAUUUUAACAGCUCCCAAAGAACCCCCACAGACUCACUCUGUGAGCAGUUUGCAGACCACUUCAGGGGAAAAAUCAGCGCCAUCAGAUGUGAUAUUUUAUCUUCUCGUGAUAUGAUUUUAAACACAUCUGAGGGCUCGAUUGUACCUGAGGAGACACUGGACAGCUUUGUCCUGGUUAAUGCUGAAAACCUUAAGAAUGUUUUCUCCACAGUGAGACCCACCACAUGUCUUUUAGAUCCAAUCCCCUCUUUACUUUUUAAAACACUUUACAGGGCUCUAGAGUGCGACCAAUUUGGUCGCAAAUGCGACCAAAUUUCUCAAUAAUGCGACUAAAAAAAAAAAACUUGGUCGCACCGUAUUUUCUCGGGAGAAAUCACAAUAAAAAGUUUCCGCAACUCUGAAACUCUCCGUGUGUUCAACAACAGACACACAUUGUGCCCAUGUCGUGUUCUAAACCAAUCAGAGAUAGUCAAAGGCGGGGACCUCUGUGAUUGGCCGUGGUCCAGAUAUUCCUGCAGGCCUCGUAUGUUUACGUUUGAAAGUGCGGGCAGAUAGAGAAGGGUGAGUAGCCAGGUCCGAUAGAAGUGUAUGAAGUUGGUAUUGAGAAAAUAUGAAAAGAACAAUUGAUAACUUUUUCGUUAAGUUAAGGCCUGAUCAGUCCAAAAUUCUGAGCCAGCGCUCUGACACGGAGCCAUCAACCUCUCAGUUUUUGUCAAACACUGGUCCGGAGACGGCAUCAAAAAAUGAGCCACAUACAAUCGACUCCCAGCCGGAGCCCAGUGAAAGUAAAAGUGAAAAAAUGUAUAAAUUUCGAAUCGAGUGGCUUGACCAGUUUCCCUGGCUAAGAUACAGCCAAGCUGACAAUAUGAUGCACUGCAUUUAUUGUCGCGAGUGUGGAAAGACCAUGGCCGGCAACACUGCAUUUGUCACUGGUGCUAAUACGUUUCGACUUGAAACGCUGAAAAAGCAUACAGUAUCGAGAAAACACAUUAUAUGCCGCGAUAAAUGCACUGCCCAAAUGUCCCCUCUUCCCACUGCCUUUCAGCGGCAGGCAGGAGUAAACAGGUCAUCGGAGGAGGCCGAGAUGAUCAUUAAGUUUAACAUCGCCUACAAUAUUGCAAAAGAAGAAGUUCCGUUUACUAAGUUCAAGUCAGAAAUAACUCUUCACAAGAAAAAUGGCUUGGACAUAAACCCCACAUACAGCAAUGAUGUUGCGUGCGCCCAGUUUAUAGGCGUCAUCGCUGACACACUGAAAAAAAAGACGUCAGUGGAAAUUGCGAACAGUGCAUACAUGGCAUUCCUGAUCGAUGGAGACACAGACAUCGCCACAAAAGAAUGCGUCAUUGUGUACGCUCGUAUCUUGCAAAAAGGAAGACCAGUGAAUAUACUGAUUGGACACAUUGAGGUCGAGCAUGCCCAUGCCAAAGGUGUUUAUGCUGCCUCAAAGAAAGCAUUUGCUGCUCUUGGGGACCAGUGCAGUAACUGGUUGGAGAAAAUCAUUGCUAUGGGGGCUGAUGGUGCUGCUGUUAACUUGGGCAGCAAAGGGGGUGUCAUAGCCCUUCUGCAGCAGGAGGCAGGUGACCACAUUGUGCCAUUCCACUGUAUGCCUCACAGAUUGGAAUUGGCAAUGUUGUCAGUUCAGAGGGACAUUCCAAUGAUCAGGCAGUUGUAUGACCUUCUCCAUUUAAUUUGGAAGACGUACCAUUUCAGCCCAAAAUCAAUGAGAGAGCUCAGGGUCAUUGGGGCUGACUUGGGAGUAAAUGUGCUGGUGCCCAGUGGGGUGAAGGGAACAAGGUGGCUCCCACAUGUUUCAAGAGCCCUGGAGACCUUUCUGAAACCAGGCCAGUUCACUACUGUGUACCGCCACAUGGACUAUUUGGCAGGUUCCUCUGCCAAUGUAGACAUUGCAGGCCGAGCUACAAAGGUUAAGAAAUCAAUGGAAGAUGCCACUUUUGUGGCCUUUUGCCAUUUUAUUACAGAUGUGUUCAGUGGCAUUAGUAAGUUUAGCCUCCUACUUCAAAGAAAUGAUGUCAUCCUACCACAGGUCAUUUGCAGCCUGGAACAACUGCUGGUGACCACAGAGGUAAUGGUUGCAAGACCCAAGCCUCAUGGAAGACUGUCAGAGUUCCUGACUGAUAUGAGGCUGCAGAGGAGGCUAAAGCAGGAUAAAGAGGGUGAAAUGGCAGUCUACAAAUUCCAGACAAUAACACUCAAAGGAGAGGCAUCAAAUCUGGCUGAAGAUGGUGUUGCUGCCACUAAACUUAAAAAAGUAAUGGAUGCAACAAUCAAAUCCACUGUGAAAAAUCUGAAAGCAAGAUUCAGUAGUCUCCUAGAGGAGAGUGCUUCUGAGUCAGCCACAACCAAAGCUGUCAAAUGCUUCAACAUUUUCACUCAUGAUAGCUGGCCAGAGAACAAAGAGGAUUUAGUGGACCAUGGUGCUGAUGACCUUGCUUUUCUCUUGGAUCACUUCUCCACAGUCCUGAGAAGAAAUAGUGUAAAUGCAGAGCUUGCAAAAGAAGAGUUUGUAAGUUUGAAGCUGUUAAUUGCCAAGAUGUUCAAAGACAAGACCUACCUCAGCCUUUGGGAGCUCAUGUUGACCAGAGAGCCGUACUGCUCAGAGUACAAGAACAUCCUGCAUCUUGUACACAUUAUGCUGGUCCUACCUGUCUCAGCUGCGGUAUGUGAAAGAGGGUUCUCUGCACAGAAGAGAAUUAAAUCAGACACAAGAGCAUCCCUUCAUUCAGAGACAGUGGAUGACCUGAUAAGAAUCAGUGUGGAGGGGCCAAGUCUGGAAGAUUUUGAUGCUAGAGAGAGUGUGGCAAGCUGGUUCACCCAAGGUGAAAGAUCAAGAAGACCAAAUUACAGGAGCUGGCCAUCUGAGGGGCAUGUGACUGCAAUGGAGGACAGUUCAUAAGAUAACAAGUUGUUCGGAUAUUGAAAUGUUCAGAUUGAAGCCUUUGACACUUUGAGUAACUUUUUAAUUUAGAUGUUUUUUUUAUUUAAUAUAUCUUGAGAUGUUUUAAAUUUCUUUAAUGUUGAAAUUUCAGCCCAGUGAAGAACUUUAAGCACAAGCAUGUUUAAGUAAUCUUUCUUGUAGAACUUUGCUACAAAUAAAGAGCUUUGUGUUGAAA